AUGCACAUCGCCACGAAUAUUGAGUGCUCAAAUUUGGACAAUCUUGGCCUGCCCUGGCAAGCAUCUGGAUACACAGGUACCUAUAACCGCCCCAUCCGCGUUGUCGGUUGCCAUGCCGAAGGUGAAGUGGGAGACGUUAUAGUCAGCGGUGUGCCAGAUGUACCAGGCAGGUCCAUGUCUGAAAAGCUGCAGAACUUUCAAGAGUCCACCGACUAUCUGCGGCAUCUCCUCUUAAACGAACCCCGCGGCCGCGCUUCAUUGAACCUAAAUCUACUUGUGCGGCCGUGUGAUCCUAGAGCUGACAUGGGGCUGAUCAUCAUGUGCAACGACUCGUACGCUUUCAUGUCUGGCUCCAACGUCAUAUGCGUGACAACAGUCCUACUUGAAAUAGGCAUGCUUCCAAUGACAGAGCCUCAGACAAUUCUCACUUUGGAUACCGCAGCUGGCCUGGUUACUGUCACAGCGCAAUGUCAAGCAGGAAAGUGCAAGUCGGUGGCUUUUGAUAACGUCCCUGCAUUUGUUGCUAAGCUGGAUUUUCCGGUUGAUGUGCCUGGAAUAGGCAUCGUUUCCGUCGACGUUGCCUGGGGCGGCAUGUGGUAUGGGUUUGUGGAAGCUGGCGCUCUGGACCUUACGGUGUCGAACGAGCAUUGCCGCAAACUGGUUGCGUUGGGUGACAGGGUGACCAAGGCCAUCCAAAGCCAGUUUACCCCGGUGCACCCGGAUAAACCAGAAAUGGCAGGUGUUUGUACCGUGUGUAUAACUGAACCAGUCGCAAAAGAGUCGGGUUGUUUGAGGGCGAAAAACACAGUCAUCGUCCCACCAAGUAGGCUGGACAGGAGCCCCUGCGGGACAGCGACGUCUGCCAGGAUGGCCAUCUUGUACGCUCGCGGCCAGUUGCAAGUAGGGGAACCCUUUAAACACCACAGUAUCAUCGGCACUGAGUUCAUCGGGCACAUUCAGCAUGCAGCAAAGGUCGGGGCGUUCGAUGCCAUUGUUCCGAAUAUAUCGGGGAGGGGCUGGAUCACAAGCUACAAAGAGAUUGUUCUGGAUGCUACCGAUCCAUAUCCAGAAGGUUUCCGAAGAGCAUGGCUUAGCGUACCUGAGGCAGAUCAUCGAGAUAUUUAUCAAGCGAAAAGGCGAGCGAAUUCAGAUGUGCAUUUGGGGGAUGUCUUGGCUGUGAACGAAUUGGGUCUCUUCAGGCGACCUAGUCAUGCGACACGCCGGUUUUACGUUUCGCUCCUGAAUGGAGGCUCCGAAGGUUAUGUGACAUAUCACGGCCAUCAAACACCCACAACCGCAAUGUCGUCUAUUACCAGCGAAAACUUCCUUGCUGUCGCGCUGAUAAUCAACCGUUCGCGUGACGGGCCGGCAUUUGUCUUCCACCACCCACCAGAUGUCCAGCCCGUCACGAACCACCCUGAACAGCCUGUUGAGUCCUCUGAUGAGGAUGGGGAUAUCCUCCUCCAACGACUCGCUCAGCCCAUGAGCCGGGAUAUCACCGCCACAGACGGAGGCGGCAGCAAACAUCGACACCACGAUGGUCACCUCAUGACGGAGACUGGCUCUCAAGUCGUUCCUUGGGAGCGUGUGGCUGGAUUCCCGACACGGGAUCUGGCUAGCAUCCUCACUCCCGCGCGGUCCUAUCACAAGAAGCUGUUCCAGCUGUCACUCGACCCCGUGCACUGCAUCUCAUAUCCCAUCCACGUGCCAGAGAAUGGAAAAUGGAAGCGCCACAAGAAAUCGAAAAAAGCCAAGGCCCCAAGACAGUCGGAGGAAAACCUGGCUCCCCAUGAGACAGAACCGCCAACGCCAUCCGUCGUCAUCUCGUCAGAGUCUGCCAAAGACAAAGACGGCAAGAAAGACGAUUUGGACGAAGAGAAGCGCAGUUCUAUGACAAUGUUUAACCUGGUCUUUAUUUUAAAUCCAAAGAAAAGCGAAGACAAGGAGCUUGUGGAUGCGUUGUAUCACAACGUGGUAAAGAAGGUGAAUAAGGCGUACAAAUACAGCCAGCAGCACUGCGAGUUCAUAUGGAAGGAGUCAAAGCGGAUAUUGCUAGCCAAGGAUAGAGCCCGAGAAGACGAAAAAAGCAUGAACGCCCUAUGGAAGGAGCUGCUUGAGAUGUCCUCGCUAGCAGCAUCUGUACACGACAUAUACGAAGCUGUGUCUCGCAACAAGAUUGCAACGCUUCACCUAGACACACCGUCGGGAGUAUUGACUCCAUCUGUACAGAUUCCAGCGCCUUUCUUCGUCUCCGACCUCCCGGCAGACCAUGACCACAGUCAGCAUGGUCUCUGGCUAACGACGGCGAACUCGUUCCUCAGCCACGAACAACUAGACGACCCAGAGUUUCUUGACAAAAACUUUGCCCUGCUCCUCCUGGAAGACGAGAAAAAAGUUGUAGCUGAGCUCCAAGCCGACAGAGACCCGACAACAGUGUCCAUGAUUGAAUUUGCGCGACUAGCCAAACCCACCAUGUCAUUCUACCAGUUCGGGCAAAGCAACGUCCUCACAGCCAGCCAAGUCCGCAAGUAUGCGCAGCACUUCAUAUUCUGGCGCCGAGCCAUUGCCAUACCACCUCUACACGCCAGAGACGUUUACAUGGUGUCGCCUAACUGCGAUCUAAGCCGCCUCCCCAGAGACGCAGCCGAAUGGCAACGCGCGUUCCCGCUGGCACCACCGCUGCCCAACUUUCUCUCGGAGCUAUCUUACGCACCGCGGCCCUACAAGACCUUCUGCCCCAGCAAGCCGCACCGCCCUCUAUACCUCCGCAUGCUGGCGUGGCUCUUGCGAGGAGGAUGGGUGACCCAGCUCUGCACAUUCGCCUACGUUGUCGUGUGGCCCGAGAUCCUGUACGAAGUAGAAUAUGACAUGGAAGCCGAGGAGCUCGCGGCGGCGACAGCACAAGACAACAACCGCAACGAUAGCCAGCCCUCCCCAUCGCCGCCCUCUGCUGCUCCCCCAACCACUAACCAAGAACCAACAACCCAAGACGACCUCGAUCCCGCCGCACCCCUACCCGGAGCCGGCGAUGAACCCAGUCCCAAGACCCGCGUCCCAGCACCAACCUCCACGGCCCAGCACGCCGCGGAAAUGGCACGCCUCGAACGCAUCGCCAUGAAAGCCCACCGCGAAGCAGCCGACAAGGCGACGGCGCACGCACGCAAAACACCCCCCCUCCCGACAAGCCGGCCCUCUGUCAACGACAGCCCCCACCUCGUCGGCCUGACGCCGCACAUCAUCCUCGAUGCCAAGAAGGCCACAGGCAAAGAAUCACGCUACCUGUCCGCCAUUGCGCGCCGCCUUAAGGACGACAAGGUCAAAUCCGCAUGGUCCGUCAUGUGCAAGUACUUUGACGGCCGGUGUGCGCUGGAGAGGAUCGCUCUGCAGGAAGACAUGAAGCGCAAGGAGACGUGGACGUUGCUAACGGCCAUGAGCGAGUAUCUACUCUGUACCAGACACUGGUGA
Molecule: messenger RNA, 3465 nt
Organism: Metarhizium acridum CQMa 102
Lineage: Eukaryota; Fungi; Ascomycota; Sordariomycetes; Hypocreales; Clavicipitaceae
Product: Nitrogen permease regulator 3
Biological process (GO): negative regulation of TORC1 signaling; TORC1 signaling; cellular response to amino acid starvation
Cellular component (GO): GATOR1 complex
Source: RefSeq, a predicted model, not a curated record